Molecule: messenger RNA, 2273 nt
Organism: Syngnathoides biaculeatus (alligator pipefish)
Lineage: Eukaryota; Metazoa; Chordata; Actinopteri; Syngnathiformes; Syngnathidae
Exons: 5
Coding region: 26-871 (281 amino acids)
Biological process (GO): negative regulation of endopeptidase activity
Molecular function (GO): endopeptidase inhibitor activity
Source: RefSeq, a predicted model, not a curated record
UGUCCUUGCGGCUUCAGUGGUCAGGAUGGCGUCGCUCAGCCUCCUCGUGCUCGGGACCGCGCUGCUCCACGCCACUCAGUGGGCACUUGGAGCCCCUGGAGGAGUCAGACACCAGAACCUGUUGGCCUACGGCGACGACCGCAGUGAGGUGAUGUCACUUCCGGCCUACUACCAAUCAGAUGGCUGGACGGGCCAGAGUUUGGAGCAGGCCCUUCAGCGAUUGGUGGAGAGGGGGCAGAGACAGGACGAGGAGGAACAGCGGUUAGCCUCCGUGACAACCUUGCUCCGCCUGCUCGCCAAGGCCGAGGCUGAGGGAUUGCUUGAUCCAGGAGAUGUGCAGCUGGUGGAGGAGGACUUCGAAGGCCGUGGCCAAGGUCGGGUCUCGAGCAUGGGGAGGGUCCCCACGGCCUGGUGGAGCCUUGUGACACCGCAACUUCUUAAGGCCCUGCUCGACAGGAUGGAACCACAGGUAGGUAGAUCCCCGUCUGCAAGGAUGAGACUUGAGCGAUUGCGGGGCGAUGAUGACGACUACGGUGAUGACAACAAUGUGAGACGUCUGCUUGCUAGGAUCAUGCCAAUCAUCAACCCUGAAUAUGCUCCAUCUGCUCGACGCACAAGACGGGAUCUGUCCGUUCCUGAGCCCGCGGGAACCGCGUCCAGGAGAAGCCGCCGUUCCCUUGACGAUGACACCUUGCCGCCGCGCAGCAAUGAUCCACUGCUCAGGGUGAAGAGGCUGGGCGAGGAAGAGGAGGAAGGGCAGCAGCUUCACGCGGUGGCAAACGCCAACGAGCGACAACAUGGCGGCCGACGCCGGAGAGCCGCCGUAAACCAUGCGCUGCUUCACCAGAUUGUUAACUACAUGAGGAAGUAGAAGGCAAAGAAAGGAAAAGGAGGAAGGAAGUGGUGUUGUCUUAAGAAGUAUCAUCUUUAUUGUCGUGAAUACAUGCAUAUUCAUGAAAUGUGUCCUCGUCACAGGGACAACUUUUAAUCCAAAUGAGUUGAAGUCCGAGAAUGAGGCCCGGUCAUCGGUAUGUUUGUAAUCUACUUAAGAUAUUAACAGGGUCAGUUGAGGGAAAAUGACUUGAAAUGACACCCCAUAAAUCAGAAUAAUUGCUGAGGAUCCUCUUCAGAGAUACCUGAUCCAAGAGUGCCUUUGCUGAGUUAGAUCAGAAAAAGGUCAGAAGAACAAUUCUCAAAUUGGACCUGAUUAUUGGCAUGGGUACACCAUGCUUUAAACUUUAGUAAAGCAGGGCUGAGUAAUGACUCCUAAAACACUCAACAACGCACAAUAAUCCCUUAGGAUCAUCUUUAGAGACAUCUGCCAAUCAGGCCUAUGCUGACUUUGAUCGGCAAGGUAGGUAAAAACGCUCAAAUUAGCCUUGAAAAUUGGUAGGCGUUGACCCCUCUUUAGCCAUUGACAAGCUCAAGGUUGAAAGAAAUGUUCUUAACACACCCCACAACACAGGAUAAUUGUUUAGAAUCAUUUUAAAACACAUUUGUCAAAUGCGCCUUUGCUGUCUUUGAUAAAUAAGAGGUAAACACAGCAACAGUAAGUGAAUUGUAAGUAAGUGUACAGUCUAUUGAUAUACUCUAUGCCAAGGGUGUCAAACUCAUUUUUCUCGCGGGCCACAUUGUCGUUCCGGUUUCCCUCAGAGGGCCGUUAUGACUGUAAAACAAAAAUAUUUAAUCAUCUCAUCAUAUCUACAUCAUCAAUUUAUUUACAAGUUUUGGAAUCAGAAUUCAAGGGCAAUGUGUUUUUCAACUAUUCACGUUUGGUAACACAAAAAUGCUUGUAAUGUCUCAGCUUUAUCAUUUAUGAUAUAUGACAAUUUGAAAUUUUGGUACAAAUUUUUACAAGAAUCAUGUAAAUUGACACUCUACAGUAGGCUUCGCGGGCCACAUAAAAUCGUGUGGCGGGCAAGAUCUGCCCCCCGUGCCUUGAGUUUGACACCUGUGCUUUAUGCCAUUCAGGAUCAUCUUUUAGAGACAUCCAAUGAUCGGGCCUUUUGUCGGUUGAUGGUUUCAACUGGUGGGCAGUUGGCUAGUGUAACCACUUUUUGACAGCUGCCAUACCUUAUGUUGUCAUGCUAUCUGCAUUGUUAUUUAUGAAUUUUUUUUUUUCUUGUGGAGAGGGGAAGAUUGAAAAUGGAGCCACGAGAACGUCUUUUGGAGCUCUGUGUUGUGUUUGUGCACUCCAGCUAAUCCCAGCUUGUCAUGCUACCACACGUUUGCAUGCCUACAUGGCAAAAAGUAAUUAAAAGUGAUAAUAAAAU